AUGGCUUUUGCUCCGCCAGCAGGAGGGCGGCAUUGCCCUCCAACAAUCAUCUACCCCUCACGGACGCCGCUUCGGCGCUCAGUUCCUUCUCCGCCCGUCUCUACUCCGCCGGCACCGCCGCCGGAAUCUUCGCAUGCUACCGUGGGAGGUUUCGGCGAAACACAAAGCUCGUCUUUUGUGGCUUUGUCACAAUCGCAAGUGUCAAUCACAGGGGCGCGUUCCUCGCUCUCAUCUACGGAGGCUGUCAAGUGUGCGGUGAGUCAGCGGCCAGGCUCACCGCUCCAUGAUUUUCCAAUCACGGUGACGCGCCCGUCAACUACCUCGAGCAUGGCUGUUCGUUUUUCUUCAACAUGCUCUGUAAACGGUAUGACACCGAAAUCUGCAUCGUUCAAACAUGCGGAUGCGCGAGUGGAUGGUAUUCAGGAAGGCUUGACGGCCGCGCUAGCGACGGGCGUGGACGGUACUGCUGUAAUUCCGAAAGAGCCUCCACAGCACGAUGAACAGCGUCUCGAAGAUUCCGAGCAAGAACAGGAAAGCGAUGAAUCCGCAAUGCAAGACCAUUUUCCGGAGCCAGAGCUGCUCCGCACAUUCCGCGACAAGUGCAGUCCCAUCAAUGGGGUUGCGUUUUCUCCCGACAUGCAGUGUAUGUACACCUCGAGUGACGACUGCUCCUUGCAUAUUUACUCCCUUCAGAAGGGCGUGUGCACGCGCGUCUUGCACGCGAACAAGUACGGCGUUCACAACAUCCGUAUUUUGCCCCACUCUCUUGUCCACCAUGUUUCUUCAUCGUCUGCCUCUUCUCCGUCAUCCUCAGCGGGCGGCGCGGGGCCACACGGGCUGCAGCAGCCUCACUUGCAGCCUCCCCCGGGAGGGGCCGCUGGGGUGACGUGCCUGUGUCUGUGCGGAACGCGCGCUUCAUCGGCGCCGGCCGCCUCGAGCCCUCCGAAUACGCACGCAGUUGGGGCAAACCGGACAGGCGCCCCUGCCGCGUCAGGAGUCAAGGCUCAGGCUGGAAAAGGGAAAGCCGCUGAGGGCGCGGCCGAACCGGGGCCUGGUCGGCCCCCAGCGACGUCCGGCUACACGGCGUUCGCGGUGCGCCUAUGGGACCUUGCGGAAAAUCGCUAUGUCCGGACUUUCCCGUUGAACGGGAAGGUAUGCCGCGGGAAUGGCCUCUGUCUGCACCCGCAACGCAACACUUUCGCCUGUUGCAGCGAGGACGCAAUGGUGCGCCUGUUCGCGUUGGACAAGGAGCAGCCCCUGUGGUCUCGGGCGGUUGCCACGUCCACCCCCCUCGCUGCAUUCGACAGCGAAGGCCUUGUACUUGCCGUCUAUGAAGGGCAAGGCGACGUGACGUUUUUCGACGGCAAGCACCCUCAGCACCCGUUCCUCCGAUUCUCCAUUGGGAAGCUGUUGCGCCGCCGCGCCGGCUGCGGGUCGUCUCCAGCGUCUGAUAUCUCCAAGACGGUUUGUCGGCGGUGUUCCUUGCCUCUGCGUGUCAAGGCCAGUGCGGAAGACGCUCCUGAAGGCAGCGCCGAUUCCCAUUCGAUGGCGAAGUACUGCCACUGCGGCGAGCAAACGCCGCGAAGCGCGCCUGGCUCGCCAGAAUGCGAGAGCGACUUCGAAGAAUGGCCCACGAGUCUGUUGUUUUCUCCUGAUGAUUCAGAGCUAGUCGUGGGAACAAGCGACGAGAGGCUCUUGUUCUUCGAUUCCACGACGGGAGAGGUGCUGCGGGUUCUGAAGACGCAGCGCCGGGAUGUGCGCCGACAUGCACCUCCAACCGCUAGUGCUGAUUCACCAGCGGCGACGCGCGGACAGGGCGACCGCAAGCAGGGUGAACCGGGAGCGGCAGGCGCGUCUGAAGCGGGUCAAACAGCUGCGUCGGGGCGAAACAGUAUGGAAGGGCGUGGAUGCUGGGCUGUAGAGUCUGAGCAGAUCAGAAAGGCUCUGCGAAGGGACGUUUGGGGGGAGCCGGCGCGACGCCCAUGUUUCGACAAACGACGGCGUGGCUCGAAUGACGACGGAGAUGAGGGGAAUACGCGAAGUGAAAGACGCAGAAGGUCACAGUCAGGAAGGGAGGAAGGGCUGGAGAGGACCUCUUGCACGGAACUGGGUACUGGAUCUGCGGCUGCGGCGCGCUCCUCGGGGCGCGCUGCACGGUCUGCGAGGUCGGGAUCGCUCUCACCGUCACGCGGCGACGAGCGCGUUGACGGUCCGUCUCUUUUUGCCAUAUCGCCUAUGCCAUUUGGAUGUUCAUCCUCGUGUCCGGAUUGUUGUUCGACUCCGUCGUCCGUCUCCUCUGGCCCGAGGGGCCCUGCCUCGCUCCCAGUUUUUGUUCCCGCUUUCACGCCGUGUGGCCGGUUCCUGGCAGUAGGCGGAGCCGACCGGUACGUGCACAUUUUUGACCUCCACGCGCGAGGAGGCAAGGGGAAAGAAAUGUUUGCGUUAGGGCGGUGCGAGAGCGACCCCCAGUUUGUGGUGUUCAAUUCAAAGUUCGAUGUCUUGCUCACAGCAGGCUUGAAUGCUUCCGUGUGGAGGCAUUCCUUUAGCCGAAAGGUGCAGCCUCCUCUCACGUGUUGGACGUGA
Molecule: messenger RNA, 2583 nt
Organism: Besnoitia besnoiti
Lineage: Eukaryota; Apicomplexa; Conoidasida; Eucoccidiorida; Sarcocystidae
Product: WD domain, G-beta repeat-containing protein
Exons: 1
Coding region: 1-2583 (860 amino acids)
Cellular component (GO): Set1C/COMPASS complex
Molecular function (GO): chromatin binding; protein binding
Source: RefSeq, a predicted model, not a curated record